CCCCUCUCUCCCCGCCGGUACACCAGCGGCAACUGCCUCCCCCGACCACCUCUUUUCCACCACCACCACCAUUGCCUUGUUCGACAUCUCUUCUUUUGUCCAUCUUCGUUCUCCGACAACCAUCAGCCACCAUAUCCUCGUCUUCCUUCUCCGGGGACAGCCACCAUCACCAGCUCCGCCAGUUUCUCCCCCUUCCCUGCGUCUUCCGACCAACACCUCGCCAACCACUGCCUCACCUGUAUUCCGGCACCUCACAGUCGCCGUCCGACGACUGCUUAACAGCCAUGGCAGAGGAAGCUGGUAUGUUUGUGGUUCAUCAAACCAUGGGGAGUGUUCUAUGUUGCAAGUGUGGUAUCCCAAUGGCCCCAAAUUCUGCUAAUAUGUGCGUGAAGUGUUUGCGCUCUGAAGUUGACAUCACAGAAGGUUUGCAGAAGCAUGUCAUUGUCAUCCAUUGCCCCGAGUGCGAUUGCUACUUGCAGCCCCCAAGAACAUGGAUUAAAGCCCAACUGGAAUCGAAGGAGCUUUUGACAUUUUGCGUGAAGAGAUUGAAGAAUUUGAAUAAAGUUAGGCUGGUACAUGCUGAGUUUAUCUGGACUGAACCUCACUCCAAGAGGAUUAAAGUCAAGCUGAGAGUUCAGAAAGAGGUACUCAAUGGAGCUAUUCUGGAACAAGCCUAUACUGUUGAGUAUGUUGUGCAAGAACAAAUGUGUGAAUCUUGCACUAGGGUUCAAGCGAACCCUGAUCAAUGGGUGGCUGCUGUCCAACUGCGGCAGCAUGUUUCUCACAGGCGAACAUUCUUCUACUUGGAGCAGCUUAUUCUUAGACAUGAUGCUGCGGCACAAGCUUUAAGAAUUAAGCAGAUGGAUCAUGGAAUUGAUUUCUUUUUUGGUAAUCGCAGUCAUGCUGUUAAGUUUGUGGAGUUUCUGGCCAAGGUUGCCCCCGUUAGGAGUCGUCAUGACAAACAACUUGUCUCACAUGACUCCAAGAGCAAUAAUUACAAUUACAAAUAUACUUUCUCUAUUGAAAUCUGCCCAAUUUGCCGUGAAGAUCUUAUCUGUCUCCCACCAAAAGUUGCUGUGAGUUUGGGAAAUCUCGGUCCGCUUGUUAUAUGCAUGAAAGUGAGUAACAACAUUGCUUUACUAGACCCCUUUACCCUGAGACAUUGUUUCUUGGAUGCUGAUCAAUAUUGGAGGGCAUCUUUUAAGUCUCUACUUUCUAGUAGGCAGCUUGUGGAAUAUAUUAUAUUGGAUUUGGAGAUUGUUUCUUCUGAAGUUAAUAUUGGUGGGUCAAAGUAUACUUUGGCCGAUGCCCAAGUUGCUCGUGUAUCUGAUUUUGGAAAAAAUGACACAAUUUUCUCUAUAAGAACUCAUUUGGGCCAUCUUCUAAAUCCUGGUGAUUAUGCUCUUGGUUAUGACCUGUAUGGAGCUAACAGUAAUGAUAUUGAGCUAGAUAAGUAUAAAGGUCUUGUCCUUCCAGAUGCAAUUUUAAUUAAAAAGAGCUAUGAAGAGAAGCGUCAAAGGAGGCGUGGGAAGCCUCGUUCAUGGAAGCUUAAAUCUCUCAACAUGGAAGUUGAUGAUACUGCAAAAGGCAGGGUUGAGGAGGAUAAGAAAAAUUCUGAGUACGAACAGUUCUUGAGAGACUUAGAAGAGAAUCCUGAUAUGAGGUUUAAUAUGUCAUUAUACCGGAACAAAGAAUACCAGCCAUCAGAAAUGGCUUCAGUGACUGAUGGGGAAGACCUCCCUUCUGUGCCUUUAGACGAGUUGUUUGCUGAUCUUGAUCUAAGUGAAGAGGAAGAUGGGGAGGAUAGCAUGAGGGAGUAAAUUGAAUCCUUAUUUUUCUGCAUCGAAUCAAGAUUUUGGGUAUUUUUGCUAGCUCGACUUUGGUUUUGUAAAUUUUAAAGCACCAUGAUAUUGGAAGAACUUUCUCCUGAUAAUGUUCAAAAUUGCUUGUUGGGCUUAUUUUUUACUUGUAAUUGGUCAGGAUUCCUGCAAUUGCAGACUGGAAUAUUGAUGUCUCCCGGGCUUUGGCAUUCUUGGUAUAUGGUACGAUCUGCAUUAACACUAUUUGGAGACAUGAACAAGGUCUAAAUAUUCGAAAUGGAGUCCUUCAAAAGUUUUGUUUGAUACUGCUGUAGAUGGGCUUAAACCCCCAAUUUGAUGCUUUCUGAUCAUGCCUUUUCUUAAAGUUAUAAGUAGUUUGUAAUGAGUCGUUUCUUUCAUAAUAAACCUUUCUAUCAUCCUUUGACA
Diospyros lotus (date-plum) is the source of this 2246-nucleotide messenger RNA. RefSeq lists its product as uncharacterized. Gene Ontology annotation, molecular function: ribosomal large subunit binding. Lineage: Eukaryota; Viridiplantae; Streptophyta; Magnoliopsida; Ericales; Ebenaceae. Gene Ontology annotation, cellular component: nucleus; cytoplasm. The transcript is spliced from 2 exons. Gene Ontology annotation, biological process: ribosomal large subunit export from nucleus. The record is from RefSeq and is a predicted model, not a curated record. The coding region runs from base 285 to 1820 and encodes 511 amino acids.